GGACACCAAUCCAGAAUGAAACUAGAGACUCGAAAUCAAACCUAAUGGUCCCUGACUUUUCUGUUACAACACAGAUCGGAAGUCAGGAAGUUUCAGUCCUGUUACUUGAAGGAAAAUUAGCCAAGAAUCGAGGGUACAAUCAGAUUUGGGACGACCUUAGCAAACUUGGCCAAGAAAUGAAGUUGGCACUUGAUGCCAUUUUGAAACUCCAGCCAAAGAGUGAUGUUUGCGUCAUUGGAAUACAUAUACAUGAGCCAGUUGCAGAUUUUUAUACACUCAAGAUUCAUGCAGAGGCUACUUAUGUCAUGCGUAAAUUUGCAACCAGUUAUAUUCCAACAGAGGCAAUGAACACUUUUCCACUUGUUCAUUUAAUGGAGAUCUUUGAGCAUGUCAGAGUAAAAGUUCAACAGACUGUUGAACAACUUCGUCAAGUGAAGAUUCAUGCAAGCCCGGAUCCCAAAGUACCACUCUCAUGGCUACGACCAUCCUUUAACAAGCCAAAGCUUCAAAGGAUUCUGGACGGCCAAUAAAAGUACUUUCUCAAGCCUCUCAAGAUGGCUCCGAUACCCUGUCUACGUUCAAUGGAUGAACACUGUCAUUACAUCUGCAAC
Lobosporangium transversale is the source of this 611-nucleotide messenger RNA. RefSeq lists its product as hypothetical. Bases 45 to 530 code for a protein of 161 amino acids. The record is from RefSeq and is a predicted model, not a curated record. NCBI's taxonomy places the organism in Eukaryota, Fungi, Mortierellomycota, Mortierellomycetes, Mortierellales, Mortierellaceae. The transcript is spliced from 2 exons.